AGAAAGCAAUGCGGUGCCUGAUGAGGGACGAGACGCCAGUCCAGUCCAGUCCAGGGAUGAACCAAGACGGACGAUCCAAAAUGCUGCGCACGAGGGCUCUAGCGGCGGUAUAAAAGCCAGGCACACAGCCCCCCGACCUCGGUAGACAUUGUACAUUGCCCCUCGGCGCGCGCGCAUGUCUUGGGUUUUCCUCUCCCACACUGUUGUCUGUUUGUGACGGACCCAGAGGCUGCACCGCGUCUUGAUCCUCGCCGAGCUCGCGCGAAAGACGGACAAGCUGAGAGAAGCAGGCUCACCGAGCGUAGCCCGUCAACCAGAACGCAAGGCCGGCUCAUCGUUGUGCGCGCGCAUCAUGGCCGUCACGGAAGAGGUCGCGCGCGAAAAGGCGGGCAGCGCCUCGCUCAACGGCUCCAACGACAAUGGACGCGACGUCGCGGGCGUUGAGGGCCAGCAGUAUCUCGACGACGACGAGAUUGUUCCCGUCUGCCCUCCGAACACGACCGAGCGCAAGCUCCUCACGCGCAUUGACUUGCACGUCAUGCCCUUCCUCUGCGUCAUGUAUCUCCUGGCCUUCCUCGACCGCGUCAACAUCUCUAACGCCGACAUUUUCGACCUCUCCAAGGACUUGAACCUCGGCACCGACGGCUACAAGUUCAACACGGCCCUGGUCAUCUUCUUCGUGCCCUACUGCGUCUUCGAGAUCCCGUCCAACAUCCUGCUCAAGAAGUUCCGCCCACAUGUCUGGCUGUCCCUCAACAUGUUCCUCUUUGGCUUCACCACCAUGAUGCAGGGGCUCGUCCAGAGCUACAGCGGUCUGCUUGCGACCCGCUUCUUCCUUGGCUUGUUUGAGACGGGCAUGUUCCCCGGCGCCUUCUACCUCAUUGGCAUGUGGUACCGGCGUCACGAGGCUCAGAAGCGUUAUUCCUUCUUCUUCAACAGCACCACCCUUGCCGGCGCUUUCGGCGGUCUGUUGGCCGCCGCCAUCGGCAAGAUGAGCGGUCUGCGCGGCUAUAGCGGUUGGCGCUGGAUUUUCCUCAUCGAGGGCGGCCUAACCGUGCUCGUCAGCUUCUUUUUCUUUUUCCUGCUGCCCGACUUCCCCGAGGAUGUUAAGUGGCUCAACAAGGACGAGAAGGACUUCGUGGCCGCCCGCCUCCGUCUGGACCAGGGCCGAUCGGCGCGCGAACGCAAGAUCACGCUCAAGGACGUCGGCAACGUGUUCAAGGACUACAAGGUCAUCGUUGGCGGCUUCAUGUACCUCGGCCUAAUUGUCCCGGCCUACGGCUAUGCCUACUUCUCGCCCUUCAUCAUCCAGGGCUACGGAUACACCAGGAUCCAGACCCAGCUCCAUAGCGUGCCGCCGUGGGCUGCGUCGUUUGGCUUCUCCAUGCUCAUCGCCUUCUUCUCCGACAGGAUCAAGCAUCGCUUCCUGUUUUCCGUCUUUGCCACCUGCGUCGCCAUCACGGGCUUUUCCAUCCUGAUUGCCGUCGAUGACAACCGGGACCUACAGUACUCGGCGCUCUUCCUCAUCGCCAUGGGUGCCUACACGGCCAUGCCCAUCAUCGUCUGCUGGUUCAACAUGAACCUCGGCGGCCAUCACCGGCGCGCCGUCGGUAGCGCGUGGCAGGUCGGCUUCGGCAACCUGGGCGGAAUCGUCGCCGUCUACAUUUACCAGAAGAAGGACGGGCCUAGGUUCGUCCGCGGCCUUAGCGUGUCCCUGGGCUUCACCUGCCUCUCGAUUGUGGCGUGCUCUGUGUACGCCUUUGCCUGCUGGAAAGCCAACAAGGAGCGCAACAAGAAGAUUGGCGCCGGGCAGGAGCUUACUCGGGAGCAGAAGACGGAGCUCGGCGACAUGUCUCCUGACUACCGAUAUCUGCUAUAAAGAGUCAUCAAGGUUAUAUAGGUCAUCUGGACACUGUUAAUAUUGGAUAAUAAUUUACCUCUACUUAAUCGUG
Molecule: messenger RNA, 1952 nt
Organism: Purpureocillium takamizusanense
Lineage: Eukaryota; Fungi; Ascomycota; Sordariomycetes; Hypocreales; Ophiocordycipitaceae
Gene: TNA1
Product: High-affinity nicotinic acid transporter
Exons: 2
Coding region: 353-1879 (508 amino acids)
Biological process (GO): transmembrane transport
Cellular component (GO): plasma membrane
Molecular function (GO): transmembrane transporter activity
Source: RefSeq, a predicted model, not a curated record